AUGGAAGGUCUUAACAAUAUGGUUAAGACAGCAAGAAGUCAGGGUUGGAUCAAAGGUUUUGAGGUAGCCAAAAAUGGAAACAAUAGUCUGGAGGUUACACAUCUCCAGUAUGCUGAUGACACUUUAAUUUUUUGUGAUGCAAAAGAGGAGCAACUGAGGUUCUUGAGAAUUAUCUUGGUACUAUUUGAAGGCAUUUCAGGACUGCACAUCAAUUGGAGAAAAAGCCACUUGUUCCCCGUCAAUGAAGUUCCUGAAAUGGAGCAUCUGGCACUGAUCUUGGGUGGAGAAGUAGGAAGCCUACCUACUAUUUACCUUGGUAUGCCCUUGGGAGCAAAGUCUAAAUCUAAGCUGAUUUGGAAUUCUGUUAUUGAAAAAUGUGAAAAGAAGCUGGCUAGAUGGAAAUCCCAAUAUUUGUCUUUGGGUGGUAGACUCACCUUGAUCAACUCAGUCUUAGAUUCUCUUCCAACAUACAUGAUGUCCCUCUUUCCCAUUCCUGCAGGGGUUACUCAGAGACUUGAUAGACUUAGAAGAUCCUUUCUUUGGCAAGGAAACAAAGAAAAAAGGGUUGUUCAUUUGGUUAAGUGGAAAUCUCUAACAAUUGGCAAAGCUCAUGGUGGUUUAGGCAUUAGGAACCUGAAGAACCAAAACAAGGCCCUAAAGAUGAAAUGGUUAUGGAGGUACUCACAGGAAAUUGAAACCUUAUGGAGCAAGGUAAUCAAAGCUAAAUAUGGUGAGGAAGACAAGUGGGUAUCAAAGGUAGUUAAUACAGCAUAUGGAGUUAGUUUAUGGAAGUCCAUUAGGUCACUUUGGCCUGUGAUGAAGAGUCAUUCUUCCAUCAGAGUAAAUAAUGGCAACAAAACCUCCUUUUGGAAAGAUAACUGGUUGGGAGUUGGUUGUUUAAAGGAACUCUUCCCUGAUAUAUAUGGUUUGGUUCAACAUCAGCAUAGAACAAUAGCUGAAGUAUGGACCCCCCAAGGUUGGGAUCUUAUAUUUAGGAGGAUGUUAAAUGAUUGGGAGGUGGAUAGGUUAACUAAGUUUUACAAACAAUUGGAAGACUUUAAAGGGUUACAGAGUGGGGUGGAUACACUAUGGUGGCAGGGACACAACAAAGGUAGCUUGUUUUACUUGGCUGCUAGCAAAGGAGGUUGUCUUGACCCAAGACAAUCUCAAAAAGAGAGGGAUUCCACUGUGUUCAAGGUGCUUUCUAUGCGGGGAAACAGCCGAGACAAUCAGCCAUCUAUUUCUUCACUGCACUGCACGACAACAGAUCAGCUAUGGAAAAUCUUUAUUAAUCUCAGAGCUGGGAUGAAGCUGGAGGUGGAGCAAGAGACAGAGAUAGAUGGAGGGCUGUCCCAGCAUGUAUUUGGUGGACAAUCUGGAAAGAAAGGAAUUCUAGAUGUUUUGAGGACAGGAGCAACUCAAUACAGAAGAUCAAGCUAA
Messenger RNA from Nicotiana attenuata, 1440 nucleotides. RefSeq lists its product as uncharacterized. The transcript is spliced from 3 exons. The coding region runs from base 1 to 1440 and encodes 479 amino acids. The record is from RefSeq and is a predicted model, not a curated record. NCBI's taxonomy places the organism in Eukaryota, Viridiplantae, Streptophyta, Magnoliopsida, Solanales, Solanaceae.